CGAUUCCGUUCCUUGACUUUGAUUAUGGGGAAUGCGGCGCCGCGUGCUCAGCCUGCGAACAGCACGCAGCUGGACACGGCGUCUCAAUGUCGCACCCUGCUGAUGGAGUGCGUCGUACCUCACCGGAACACCAUGAACCUCGUGUUCAGCAACCUCCUCGGGGAUGGGAAGUUCCUCAAGACAGUGCAGUGCAAGUGCGAAGAAGGUGUGGUCGUGGUGAAGAUCUACCGUAAACACGACACCCACGAGUCCCUGGAGUCGGCCAAGCACCAACUGGCGACCCUCUACGCCGCUCUGAGCUCGGUCGAGUCGACUCCGAAUGUGAUUCCGUACUCGGUGUUUGAGAUGGGCACCAAGGCGAACGCGGCUUUUCUCGUGCGGCAGUCGUUUGUGGCGAAUCUGUAUGACCGCAUCUACACCCGUCCGUUCUUGACCGACAUUGAAAAGAAGUGGAUCGCGUUCCAGCUGCUCAAAGCCCUCGAGCAGUGCCAUUCCAAGGGCAUCUUCCACGGCGACAUUAAGCAGGAGAACGUCAUGGUCACGUCGUGGAACUGGAUCUUUCUCACCGACUUUGCGCCGUUCAAGCCCACGUACAUCCCCGAAGACGACCCGGCAGACUACUACUACUACUUCUGCGCGUCGGAUGCGUCCCGACGGAGCUGCAGUGUCGCCCCCGAGCGUUUCUACGGCAGCAACCGCGAUGCGCUGUCCCGUCUCGCGGACAGUGAGAUCAGCGCCGAGGAGUGGGACAAGCAGAUGAGUCGCACGCCGCCGCCGCCGCCAUCGCUCGCGCCCUCGUCGUCCUACAACGCGACCCCGCGAAAGGGCGGCUCGCUCACCGCUGCCAUGGACAUCUUCUCGACGGGGUGUGUGAUCGCCGAGCUCUUUCACGGCGGGAAACCGCUGUUCGACCUACCGACGCUCUUGCGCUAUCGCACGGGGGACAUGCACGCGGUGAUGUCGGUGCUGCAGAAGAUCCAGGACGGUCCCGUUAGCGACAUGGUGCGCCACAUGCUCCAGCGCGACCACCGCAGCCGGCUGUCGGCGGCGCAGUACCGGCAGCAGUACACGGACUCGAUUUUCCCGCCCUACUUCGACUCGUUCUUGUUCCGGUUCAUGGCGCUGGUACUCACGCGGGGAGGCAAGCUGCCGGACGCCCGCAUCCGCCUCGUAUGCAAGUACUACGCCCGCAUUGUGCGCGAGUUGGUAGGCGUCGACGAUCGCGAGGGCGAAGUGUUCUUCAACCACCGCCUCAAGGAAGGCCACGGCAGCGACCGCGCGCACUUUACCGACAACGUGCUGCAGCGCAUGUAUGACGAAAUGUCGUCCCCGUACGAAGAAGCCAGAGACAACGACGAAAGUGUGGCGUCUCCUGGCAAGGGGGGGCCGUUCGGACGCGAUGCCCACGCGAUUCCAAAGCUGCAGUCGACAUAUCAAGCGUAUGCCAAGCACAAGCACGACACGCUGAAGCGCGCCAAGUCGGCGACUUCCAGGGGCGACUCGCCCCCCCCCGGGACCUCGGACAUGGACCAAGACUUGGGUGAGAAGCCAUCCCCGCUUCCUCCUGCCGUCAACCAGACGACAAAGCCCCCCCCGAACGGCAUCAUGAUCGUGCUGUCUCUGCUUUGCUCGAGUCUGCGACACUGUCAAGUGCCCCAGUCCAAACUCACGGGGCUCCAGCUGAUUUCCCGCCUGGGCGCGCACGCCGACGACGAAGUCCGCCUCCAGCGCCUCAUUCCGUACGUGAUGGAAGUGCUCGACGACGCCAACGCCGCCGUCCGCGCCGCCGCCAUCCGCUGCAUCACGUCGCUCGUGUCCGUCGUGACCGUGCUCCCGCUCUCGGACGCGGCCGUGUUCCCGCAGUACAUUCUCCCCGCGCUGCAGAACUUUCCCGUGGACGUUGAGGAAAGCGUUCGCAUCGCAUUUGCCGAGUGCCUCCCUCUCCUCGCGGAAACAUCGCGGCGAUUCCUAGAGAUCAGCUGUGCGCUCAAACAGCGCGCGCUGCACCAGCCGUCGGCCACCGAUACUGCCCGCGGCUUCGCGACCACGAAAAAGGCCAAGGAAGGGCGCAACCUGGACGCAACGUUCAGCACGUUUGACAACGAACUCAACCGGCUGCACUCGGCCGUGGCGCGCUUUGUCAUCCAGAUCGCCGCGCCCGACCAAAAGUCGAGCAGUUCGCUCGUCAAGCGCGCGCUCCUGCACGACAUCACGCGGCUGUGUGUGUUCUUUGGCCGCGAAUACACGCUGGACAACGUACUGCCGCUGCUGCUGUCGUUUCUGAAUGACCGAGACUGGGAGCUCCGCGCCGCCUUCUUCCAAGACAUCCCCGGCGUCUGCACGUUUGUCGGCCGCGUGUCGGCGGAGCUGUACAUCUUGCCCUGCAUCGAGCAAGCCCUGAUCGACGUCCAGGAGAUUGUCAUAGCCAGGGCGUUGCACUGUCUGGCCACACUGGUCUCGCUCGGGCUGUUUCAACGGCCAGCGCUGAUUGACAAGGCCAAGCUCACGACGCCGCUGCUGCUGCACCCGGGGUGGUGGAUCCGCGAAGCCAACAUCCAGCUCAUCGCCGCCGUGGCCAUCCAGCUCGGGUCCGUGGACACGCUCGUGUUUCUCAUGCCGCUGCUGCACCCGUACAUGCGGCGCAAGGUCAAGCUGGGCGCGACCAGCACCGACGACGUGGUGAGUAUCCUUCGGAACGCGCUUCAGCCCCCCGUGCCCCGCGAAGUGUUUGACGCAGCGCUCAUUUCCAGGGACUGCCCCAUCGACCACCCCCCCGACAUGUCCUUGGUCGAGUACGUCCCCGACGCCGAGAUGUAUGAGGACGUGAUGGAAGUGCACAAUUCGGCGCGGAACCGCGUCAAGCUCUCGAGCGACGACUCCACCGACGGGUACUCGCCCGCCCACCCCCCCCCCCCGCUCCACCACCUCUCUCGGUCGGCGAGGAAACCGCUGGACCGGUUCGACAAGAUGACAUUGGGACAAGACGCGGACGACGCCCAGCGCCUCCAGCUCAUGCAGCAGUACAUUGAGAUGGCGUCGAUGCACAUGCAGAGUAAGAUCCAGCUCUUCAACUCGGAGCAGAUGGCGCGCAUGCAGGCCGGCAGCGGCGCCAACCAGUCGCGCCACCUUCCGCUGGCGUUCCCCAAGAAGGUCCCGCGGACGUCCAUGCACGUGUUGCGCGUGCCGACCACGCACACGGCGCUGAGUCAGUUUCCGCUGUCGUUUCCGUACCUCAAGCCAGCCAAGAUUGGCGACGCAGCGGCGUUGUUCAAGUGGGAGAGUUUGCCGCUGCUGCACAUCAUCCGGCUCUACGGCCUCAACACGGGCCUCUCGAGUCUGUCCGAGUUCAACGCCGAACCCACGUCCCGCAAGAAAGCGCUCAACGCGGCGUCCGUCCACGACAUGGUGCUGGACCCGGCCUUGUUCCACUCGCAUAAACUGCUGGCGCGACUCAUGGCGCUCGACAUCCCGCCGCUGCCCAUGGACAUGGGGGCGCUCAAACCGCCCGACGUGCCGGUGCCCAUGACCAGCGUCGCGUCGAAUGUCAGUGCGGCCAGUAGUGCGCCGUCGACCCCGCAGCCGCCGUCGUCGUCGUCGUCGUCGGGGUUGCCGCCCCCGUCGCUGCUGCAAGUCCCAUCCUCGUCGUACUCGUCCACCCGCGACUGGCGACCUCGGGAAAACGUGCUCGUAGCAGAAAUGAACGAACACUCGGGACCGGUGCACCGCCUGGGCGUGGCCCAAGACGGAUCGUUCCUCGCGUCCGCGUCGGGCGACGGCACCGUCAAGAUCUGGAGCGUCAAGGGUCUGGCACAUGGUAGCAACCCCAGCAGUCGCGGCACGUACGAGGCCCAAGGCGGCGUCCUCACGGACAUGGUGGUGCUGGAUCACUCGCACUCGAUCGCCACGAGCUCGGCCACCGGCAGCGUCCACGUGUUCCGAGUGGAUCGCAUGUCCUCCAACGCCACCACCAGCGUCCAGCAGUACCAGACCAUCGGCCUCCGCGAGAUCCACCUCGUCGACGACGCUGUCCUCGUACUCAACCACGUCAACACGGCCACGGAAAGUCUGCUCAUCUACGGCACCCGCCGUGGGUUUAUUUACGGGUGGGACCUGCGAUUUCGGCGAGAGGCGUGGAAGCUCCACGUCAGCGUCGAACUGGGUCACAUUUCGUGCAUGACCCGAUCGUCCGAUGCGACGUGGUUGGCCGUGGGCACGAACCGGGGGUACAUUUGUCUGUGGGACCUGCGGUUCCAGCUGCUCAUCCGUGUAUGGCGCCACUCAUCCAACCAACCGAUCAACCGCGUUGAGCCGUGCUUGACCACCUACCCGUGUGGCCAGCCCGACCUGGCGGCGACGUCCCCCCUCGUGUACGUGGCCGCGGGCGACUCGGAGGCCGCCGUGUUCGACUUGAGCAUCGGCGCCUGCCGCGCCGUUUUUCGGACAUUGCACACGCAGGUGCAGAUGCUCGGCGCCGACAAGUGUCCGACGCUGCACCACGUUCAAGUACCGAGCCGGAUGAAGGACGUGAUGGGCAGCAUCUUGGGCCCGCCUAAAUUUGCCCAAGCGCUCGAUGACGUGGCCACCACUCCGUACUCGGAGGAGCCGACAAUCCGCGCGAUGCUGUGCCCGUCCGAGUUUUCCUUGCUCACGGCGGGCGAGGACCGGCGCAUCCGGUUCUGGGACCUCCGUCAUCCGAAAAAGUCGCUGACCGUGUCGGGACCCGACUCGUCCUUUUACGACAGCCAAGUGGCGCCGGACGGGUGGUGGCGCCUCGAUGCGGAAGACCCGAAACUGUCCAAGGCCGAAGUUGUGUGGAGCAAGAUGGCGCCGCCGUCCAUCCUGCUCUGCCAGGACGCGUCCUCGUUCGGCGACCACGGCGACGGCUACGCCAACCCAGCCCUGGAACGCCGCGGCCCCAUCGCCGCGUCCCCCGCACACCACGACUGCAUCUUGGACCUCAAGAUGGUCGACGUGCAUGGCCCCAUGGUCGUGUCCAGUGCCCGCGACGGCGUCGUCAAGGUGUGGCGAUGAAAACAGCACACAGAAUAUAUGGAAUCAAUCAGUAGGGCUAACACUAGCUACAGUACUUGAUCAUGGUAUUAUAUCUAGUAACGUUAUGUUGUUAACUCGAAGUGCC
Molecule: messenger RNA, 5137 nt
Organism: Aphanomyces astaci
Lineage: Eukaryota; Oomycota; Saprolegniomycetes; Saprolegniales; Verrucalvaceae
Product: VPS15 protein kinase
Exons: 3
Coding region: 25-5031 (1668 amino acids)
Biological process (GO): macroautophagy; protein targeting to vacuole; late endosome to vacuole transport
Cellular component (GO): phosphatidylinositol 3-kinase complex, class III, type II; phosphatidylinositol 3-kinase complex, class III, type I; nucleus-vacuole junction
Molecular function (GO): ATP binding; protein binding; protein serine/threonine kinase activity
Source: RefSeq, a predicted model, not a curated record